AUGAUGCAUUCAUUCCAUCUUGCAGUAGUUCUUGCCGCGGCCCUCUUCUCGAUCAACGUCGAUGCCAAGUCUUCCAAUGUCUAUUCGUUUCGUGGAGGAAAGUCGUCUUCCGAAGGACUCAAGCACGGUGCCCGAGGUCUCGACUGCUUGAAGAAUCUCAUUGGCGAAGACAAACUGACCCAUCACAUCAACACCACAAUCGAAGCAGCCAUUGAAGACGUUUCCCAGGACGAGCUUUCCGUCGCUGUUUUCAUGUCCUUUGGCAAGGAAGGUAUUGAUCGAGUGUGCCAUGCCAACCAACAACAAGAACACAACCGAAAGCUACGCGAAAACUAUCGGCCAGAACCACCCAAGAAGAAACGCCGCCUGCAAGAAGAAGCUGCCUGUUCUUCGGAACCUGUGGAUGCGGGAUAUCCUGGAACGGGUGAUGGAGGCUCGGUGUAUACCGCCUAUGCGGUAUCCGGCAACAUUGAUGCCUACUUGCCGGACGGAGCGCCCUAUACGUCCCGUACCGAUCCUAAAAAGGUGAUCCAACAAGCACAAGUGGUGUUGGAUGAUGCCCUCGAGGCAGAGUAUCAUGGCGUUCUGUGCGAAGGCUACUUUGAUGGCGUGGCAGAUCUUCUUUCCAUUCCAGAUUUUGUGGUUGUCAAACAAGGAGCCAUUUUGGACGGUAUCAACAGUCUCACGUGUGGCAUUGCACAAGGAGUGGCGCGGGGAACGCAAGCGGAAAUGCGCACCAACAUUGCCUUUGCGCAAAAACACGACACUCUCGUGAAUGAGGCCGAAACGAGGGCCACCUACAUGAACACCAACAGGUUUGCCGAGUCGGUAUGCUCGCUCUCCACAGAAAUGCUAUCAUUGAAUCUGGAUAUUCUGGUGGUCAAGGAAGAGCUAGAGACACGUCGGAAGCGUGCAUAA
Seminavis robusta is the source of this 918-nucleotide messenger RNA. NCBI's taxonomy places the organism in Eukaryota, Bacillariophyta, Bacillariophyceae, Naviculales, Naviculaceae. The record is from the annotation of a GenBank genome assembly.